CUUUUGUACUUGUAGUUGUAGUAUUAAACUGUUGCAGUUUUGAAUCUGUUGUGGUUGUGGAGGUUAUUUUCUCCUGUGUCCAAUAUCUUGAUAACACAUCAAGUGAGCGCGGUUUGUUACAAACUUGUGCUAGAUCGCGGACGCGAACGGCUUUGAGAAGUGGACUUGGUCACAAGCUACAGGAGGCGAAUCUGGAGGAUUUCUCAGUCAAACAUGGAUCAAAUUCCUGAUUGUUGGAUCAGUCGCAAUCUCUCUGAGAAGACCAGACAAAAAGCAGAAGCGGAGCUGAACGAGUCAGACGAACGGAAAGCUCAGGCUAUCACUGAAUUGCGCCAGAAAAUUGGAGAGUACUCCACUGAGAAUCCGACAUUAAAGUUACCCCAGUCUGAUGAUGAUGCCUUUCUGGUUCGAUUUCUCAGGGCGAGGAAGUAUGAUGUAGACAGAGCCUUAAAAUUGAUUGUUAGUUAUGCAACGUUUAGAGCUACGCAUACGGAGCUGUUUGAGGGUGUCACUCUAGAAAAGAUACGUCCAAUCCUGGAGCACAAGCUGCCAUUUGUCCUGCGUGAGCGAGAUGAGGAGGGCCGAAGAGUUCUGUUAUUCCAACCAGCCAGAAUGGAUCCCAACCUUUUCAAUCCUAUGGACGUGCAAACUGCGUUCGUGUACGUGCUUGAUGGGCUCAUCCAGGAUGAAGAGACCCAGGUCAAUGGCUUCAUCAUGGUCGAAGACUAUACUGACAUGACGAUGAUGAAGAUGAUGAUGUUUGAUCAGAAGCUGAUUAAGCAAAUGGCUGACCUCGUCCAGGAAGCCUUUCCAGCUCGUUUCAAGGGAUUUCACAUGGUCAAUCAGCCAUGGUUUUUCAGCAUUGCUUGGAAAAUCGCCAAGCCAUUCCUGAAAGAGAAGAUGAGAAGCAGGAUUCAUAUGCACGGUACAGACAUGAAUAGUCUGCAUGAAGCACUGGGCAAGGAAGGUCUCCCUGCCGAGGUGGGAGGUGAACGACCUGCUUACGACCCGGCAGAGCUUAUUGAGUUUCUGCGUUUGGCGAAUGUUCAAAGGCCGCCAGCAAAACCUGAGUCCUCCAGCGUAUAGCUUGUCAUAUGUCGUCGGAACAUGUCCAAUUUUUAGGUCAGUCAGCAAUAUUGACUACAUCCCAUUAGUCUCCACAGUCAAAGACCUGCAAACCUUGCAAACAUGUUUUUCUGGUUGAUCGUACUUUCAGAAGAGUACGUCAACAAUAUGUUGUCUUUGUGCAUUUGUGGAUUCCCUCUACCGGAUUGAUGUAUAUAUAUAUUGUGUCAACCAUCUUGAAAAUAUGACUACGAACGUUCCAAUGGUGUAACUAACUGAAGCUGAUUUUUAAAUGAAUUUGACGAAACUAGAGUAGUGUUAUUUUCUAUACCCAAAGUGGUAUAUUACUAUAUUGUGCUGUGAAGAGUUAGGGUUAACAGUGCCUGUCAAUUUACAUGACAGUUUUCCGUAUUCCGCAAUUAAGUACGGUGAUUCAGACAGUGCUUUCUUUCUUUCGGCAGCCUUUGAACAAACUUGGUUAUGACAGCCGCAUUUUUAACCGGCUCGUUUUGCAGGUGACUAGAAAUUAAUAAUGUUUACACAUUCCUCUAUGAAGUUUAGCUCAGUAUGGAAAAUAUCUGUAAUCUUCUUUUUAUACUUCA
Sycon ciliatum is the source of this 1667-nucleotide messenger RNA. Its product is annotated as retinaldehyde-binding protein 1-like. Gene Ontology annotation, molecular function: phosphatidylinositol bisphosphate binding. Bases 214 to 1086 code for a protein of 290 amino acids. Gene Ontology annotation, cellular component: membrane. NCBI's taxonomy places the organism in Eukaryota, Metazoa, Porifera, Calcarea, Leucosolenida, Sycettidae. The record is from RefSeq and is a predicted model, not a curated record. The transcript is spliced from 2 exons.